GGGCAGCAGUAAGGUCCUUCCUGUAACACGGCCGAAGCCACAUGUUGGUGGUAAACAUCCUCUCUGGUGACUGUAGUGUUAGUGUUUAAAUCCCUUCGCGAUGGAGUCAGACACGCCGGCGGAGGUGAGCGCUGCUAUGGACUGCGACGGAAACACGGACACGUUUGAGACCGUCACAUCCAAGAGGAGUCAUAAACGGACGCGGGCCGCGGCGGAGGAGGACACGGUCCCGGCCAAGAGACCGCAGCUCCCCGCGCUGUCAGGAGAUCUGCUCACGGGAGGCUCAGUGGAGAUGCGCAGGGUGCCUGUUCCUGCUCACCGUUACACUCCUCUCAAAGAGAACUGGAUGAAGAUCUUCAGCCCCAUCGUGGAACAUCUGCAGCUCCAAGUGCGGUUCAACCUCAAAACCAGAAACGUGGAGAUCAAAACGUGCAGAGAAACAUCAGACAUCAGUGCUCUGACCAGAGCUGCUGACUUCGUCAAGGCGUUUGUCUUAGGCUUUCAGGUGGAGGAUGCUCUUGCUCUGAUCCGAUUGGACGAGCUGUUUCUGGAGACGUUUGAUGUGACAGACGUCAAACCUCUGAAAGGAGAUCAUUUAUCCAGAGCCAUCGGCAGGAUCGCAGGGAAAGGAGGGAAAACCAAGUUCACCAUUGAGAACGUGACAAAAACCAGGAUUGUGCUCGCAGACACGAAGGUUCAUAUUUUGGGAUCUUUCCAGAAUAUCAAAAUGGCACGAAUGGCGAUAUGCAACCUCAUUCUCGGAAGUCCUCCGUCGAAGGUGUAUGGCAACAUCCGGGCGGUGGCCAGCCGCGCAGCCGAGAGGUUUUAACACACCGCUCAUGGACUACAGCAGAAAUCACCGUUUACAUUAAUAGUGCCAUAUUGGCCUG
This is a messenger RNA of Carassius carassius (crucian carp), 890 nucleotides long. RefSeq names its product RNA-binding protein PNO1-like. Gene Ontology annotation, cellular component: nucleolus. The transcript is spliced from 7 exons. Bases 101 to 829 code for a protein of 242 amino acids. The record is from RefSeq and is a predicted model, not a curated record. Gene Ontology annotation, molecular function: RNA binding. Lineage: Eukaryota; Metazoa; Chordata; Actinopteri; Cypriniformes; Cyprinidae.